GUCUUCUUUCUUUCUUUCUUUCUUUCUUAUUUGAACAAUAAUUCUGUAAUUGCUGCAGGCGUCUUCGGUCUUUGUAUAUGAACCCCUUUUAUUCUUCAAGUCCCUUGCCAACUCUUCACCAACCCGUCUCUUGUGUGACAUCCUCCCUUGCGCAUAUUGUUCCGUCCAUCUCCCUCCUCACCUUACAAAGCAAUGCGACGCUUCCUUUCUAGCUUAUGAAAGGGGGAGGAUUAUAACUAUAUAUAUACCAUAUACCGAUAUACAUCGCCAUUUAUAUCAUUGCAGGUUCUUUCCCGCGGUACUUGCUGUCUAUAUCUGUUCACUGCCACUUCCCUUCUCCCCAUUUCCAAUGGCCGCCUCCACUCUCACAACUACCGGGAUGAUCGAUCCUACCAAGCAAGCCGAGUACCCCAUUAUUCUGGGAGAUCGAUUGGCUGGCAAGAUUGACGAUACUCGCUCGCAGUUGAUUAAUAUCAACUAUAACUACAAAACCAAGGCUGCGACCGCCCAGCAACGAUCCGUUAUCACCAGAUCCGCACAAUCUCGGGAUCACUACAACCUCACCAUCACCGACAAAGCCCCGAACGCGGAGCAGAGUGUUCUGACCUACGCCUACCAGGGCAGUGUCGAUCCCAACCAAAGUGUAUCGGAAUCAGAAGAUCAUAAUCUGGUUCUGGUAUUCGACUCGAAUAAAAAGGUUUUCGUCUUGGAACCGGUCGCAUCCCAGCUUAACUUCAACCUCCGUUCGGCUCCUGCAAAAACACAAAAACAGGCAAGGCAGCAAUAUGCUCAGCUGAGAACCUUACACGAGGAUGACCCUACCUCUGGGGAUGAUCGGGUAUCGGACCACGCCAGCGCCAGCUACGAUGGCCCCGCUGACGACGACAACCCGUACGACUACCGCCAUUUCCUUCCGAAGGCCAAGGCCAGCCUUGACGACGACAAGUUGGCUUCAGGCAACGUGACCCCAGAGCCAUAUCCCAACCCAAGCAAGGCUAAUACCCCAUUGAUCACUGCGGCCAAACCUACGCCAAGUCCCAGACCUCACCCAAGAACCCAGACCAACCCUCUCCGCCAGAAGAACCCGACAACCGAUCCUUCACGACAGAAAAAUACAGCAAAGGCGCAACCGAAAGCGAAACCUUCCACGGAUCUAUCAGAAAAACAAGGGGGGAGGAAGACUACGGAGAGGAGGGAGAGAUACGAUGAGGGCGCAGACGAGAUCGUCUUUGAGUCCUACAAAUCAUCACCUUCGGAAACCGGAACGGGCGCAGUGUCGUCGCAAAAGACCGUUCCAUCACCCGGGUCGAAUAUCAUUAUUGAUGGAGAUCUUAUUAUCGACAUGGGUUCGCCGCCUCCUACUCGCCCCGCCUUCAAAGUUAACCCUGCUCAUUUCUCCUCAAACAAUACCCCCGCAAACGGCGACGAGGACGAGGAUGAAGACGAGGAUGAGGAUAUUGAAGCUCUUCGACUCCCAUCCCCUGUCCCCACCACUCAACGGCCUGGGCCUAGUUCCACUGUGCAGGGCGACGUGAACGAACUGGAGGAGGAGGAAGAGGAGGAAGAGGACGACGACGAUGCGCUAGCGGCAGAGAUGGAGGCAGCAUUUGAAGAGAGCGUGCGGGAAGAGGAGGCGCGAAGUCAACAAUCCAUGCCGCCAAUCUCGUCACACCAUUAUGUACCAAGUGAUGAUGAAAGUGAGGUUAGCGAGGAAGAGUAACUAGCCUCUUAUGUUCAGACUUUAUCGUGUCAACUUCCUUGGAUUUGGCUGAUUGAGCGAUUUUAAAACAAUACCUGUAACUAACUAUCAAAGCUUUCAAUCUCUAUAUAAGCAUUGGGAAUUGGCCGGCGUUUGUGGAGCGAAAGAAAACAACAAUGAUACCACCUGAUCAAUCAUGUUCCAGAGAUCUAUUCAUGUCCCCAUUGUUUAUUUACAGCAGGAAUUACACUCUCAAUUGAAUAUUAAAAUAAAAAUAC
This is a messenger RNA of Aspergillus ochraceoroseus IBT 24754, 1977 nucleotides long. RefSeq lists its product as uncharacterized. The record is from RefSeq and is a predicted model, not a curated record. NCBI's taxonomy places the organism in Eukaryota, Fungi, Ascomycota, Eurotiomycetes, Eurotiales, Aspergillaceae. The transcript has a single exon. The coding region runs from base 350 to 1720 and encodes 456 amino acids.